AAAGGGGAAAAAAAAUACUAAAUUCUUUAAAUACAAAGUUUUAUUUCUCAAUCUCAGGUCUUAUCUCUGGCUAAGGAGUUGUGACUCUUUGCUCUCACCCAGUCUCUCUGCCUUGUCUCCGCCGCUGUCAGCCAGCACUCUCGCUUAGAAAUCCGACGUUUCAACCUCGGUUCUCACCGUUCGGCAUCGUCUCUCACCACCCUCCUCUCGGCCUUGCUUGCAGACGUGUCGCCUCUGCCUCUACGCUUCUGCCGCUAGCAGUGCGGCCGUGCCUCUGUCUCUUCGCCUCUGCUUCUCGCCGAUUCACGGUGCCUUCCUCCGAGGUCGUCACUGGACUCACUGAGGCGUCCUUCUGUUGCUGUCGCUAACUCCCCGUUCCUUCUGGUUUAGUUUGACUGUUAUAACACUGAUUUGGCUGGUACUUGACUGGUAUCCCUUUUAACAGAAGUUCUGUUGUAAAGUUAUUUUGGUUGGAGCUUUUGUUCUGAGAUAUAGUCCAAAUUAAAAUUAGACGGUAAUGCAUGCCUGAGAACUGUGCCUAUGUUUCAGACAAUAGCUGGACUCUAAAAUGUUUUGUAGCACAAGUAACAUAAACAGGGUAUUUAAAAUAGGGUGCUGUCAUAAGAGUAAUUGUGUCAUAGACUCAUAGGUCAAAUGGUUCUCCUCUUAAUUGUUCCUUAUUAAUAACCUCCUAUCCUUCUAUAUCCAUUUGUUGACAGACUAACUCAGGCCAUAUAUUUUAAGAGAUUGCUAACACCCCAUCCUUAUCCAUGGAACAACAAACCCAACCCAACCCAGCCACCAACAUCAACCCGAAAGCCACCAACAACCACAAUCAACCAUCAUCAUGGGCCAAAAAGGCAUGGCGCCUCCUCUCUGAUGUUCGAGCUCAGUCCCCACUGAUCCAGUGCAUCACAAACUUUGUCUCUAUGGAUCUCAUGGCCAACACCCUCUUGUCCGCAGGUGCGUCCCCUGCCAUGCUUCACUCCCUCGAGGAGCUCAAUGACUUCACACCUUGCUGCCAGGCACUCUGCAUCAAUGUUGGCACGCUCACGCCUUCCUGGCUUCCCUCCAUGAAGUCUGCUGCACAACUCUGCUCCCAACUGGACAUACCGUGGGUGCUCGACCCUGUUGCCGUCUCCGCCUCUGGUUUUCGUUUGAAGGCUUGCAUGGAGCUUGUGGAGUUGAAACCUGCUGUCAUAAGAGGGAAUGGUUCUGAGAUCAUUGCUCUCUCCAUGGCUUUCACUCAACCCUCCAAGGUCUCCAUUGUCAAGGGUACAGACAGCAUCCAUGAGUCAGUGGAUGCAGUGGAAGCUGCAAAGUUAUUAGCUAAAAGCAGUGGUGCCAUAGUUGCAGUAUCAGGAGCCACCGACAUUGUCACAGAUGGAAAUCAAGUCGUUGGAGCUCACAAUGGGGUGCCAUUGAUGCAAAAGAUAACAGCAACCGGGUGUUCAGUUACGGCACUUAUUGCUGCCUUUGUAGCUGUUGACAAAAUCCAUGCUUUGGAUGCAGCAGUAUCAGCAUUAGCGGUAUUUGGUGUCACCGGUGAGCUAGGAAUGAAGAAUGCUAAAGGUCCUGCGUCUCUGCGAAUGCAUUUGAUAGAUGCCCUCCAUGGGCUUGAUGAAGCUGCUUUGGAAUCUCAUGUUAAUAUCACAAGUUUGUCUUAAAAUGCGAAGAUCUUUGUUGCAAAUGGGUAAUUAUAAUUUUAUUUAUACUCAUGUAGAUGUCUACCGUUGGGAUUAUAAAGGAUGCGACAUUUUUUUCCUUUUUUUAUAAUUUAUUUUCCAAUAAAUAGUUCUAUUAUUUCAAAGA
Messenger RNA from Arachis ipaensis, 1812 nucleotides. Lineage: Eukaryota; Viridiplantae; Streptophyta; Magnoliopsida; Fabales; Fabaceae. The record is from RefSeq and is a predicted model, not a curated record.